Molecule: messenger RNA, 414 nt
Organism: Eucalyptus grandis
Lineage: Eukaryota; Viridiplantae; Streptophyta; Magnoliopsida; Myrtales; Myrtaceae
Product: wall-associated receptor kinase-like 22
Exons: 1
Coding region: 1-414 (137 amino acids)
Biological process (GO): protein phosphorylation; cell surface receptor signaling pathway
Cellular component (GO): plasma membrane
Molecular function (GO): protein serine/threonine kinase activity
Source: RefSeq, a predicted model, not a curated record
AUGGAGGAGAACCAUUUAGUUGAUAUUCUUGAUUCUGACGUCUCGAAGCAAGGUAAGGAAGAAGAGAUCAUGGCAGUUGUUUUCCUUGCAAAGAGAUGCUUAGACCUCAAGGGGAAGAGACGACCAUCAAUGAAGGAAGUAGCUAUAGAGCUGCAGAGGAUAAGAAUGUUGCAAAAUCCUUCCUGUGGUGUACAAAACCACAGCGACAUAGACUUUUCAAGCAACAGCGUUGACUGGGAUGAUGUUUGGACAUCCAUGAGGUCAGAUCUAGACGUGGAUCUGAUAUCUUUUCCGGAUGUUCAUCCCCUUCUAGAUAUUGAAUCUUGGCGAGGAAUCAUCCCACCAAUGCGCAGGUGGGCUGCAGCCCUAGAUUGUCCUUUUCCUGGCGUUAAGGUCGUUAUUGUUAGUUUUUAG